This is a messenger RNA of Pipistrellus kuhlii (Kuhl's pipistrelle), 2095 nucleotides long. RefSeq names its product calmodulin 3 (gene CALM3). Gene Ontology annotation, molecular function: calcium ion binding. Lineage: Eukaryota; Metazoa; Chordata; Mammalia; Chiroptera; Vespertilionidae. The record is from RefSeq and is a predicted model, not a curated record. The transcript has 6 exons. The coding region runs from base 151 to 600 and encodes 149 amino acids.
CGGCCGUUGGGGGACCGUUGGGCGGGCGGCGGCGCGCGCUGCGGGCACUGAGUGUGGAGGCGCGGACGCGCGGUGGAGCUCGAGCUGCUGCAGCUGCUGCCGCCGCCGGAGGAACCUUGAUCCCCGCGCCCCGGACACCCCGGCCUCGCCAUGGCUGACCAGCUGACUGAGGAGCAGAUCGCAGAGUUCAAGGAGGCCUUCUCCCUUUUCGACAAGGACGGGGAUGGCACCAUCACCACCAAGGAGCUGGGCACGGUGAUGCGGUCCCUGGGACAGAACCCCACCGAAGCGGAGCUGCAGGACAUGAUCAACGAGGUGGACGCGGAUGGAAACGGGACCAUCGACUUCCCCGAGUUCCUGACCAUGAUGGCCAGAAAGAUGAAGGACACCGACAGCGAGGAGGAGAUCCGAGAGGCCUUCCGCGUCUUUGACAAGGACGGCAACGGCUACAUUAGCGCGGCAGAGCUGCGCCACGUGAUGACGAACCUGGGUGAGAAGCUGACCGACGAGGAAGUGGACGAGAUGAUCAGAGAGGCCGACAUCGACGGAGACGGCCAGGUCAAUUAUGAAGAGUUUGUACAGAUGAUGACCGCAAAGUGAAGGCCGGGGCAGCUGGCAAUGCCCAUUCUCUUUAUCUCUCUUCGCGCGCUCUCUUCAACACUCCCCUGCGUUCCAGUUCUAGCAAACACCACUCGAUUGACUGAGAGUCUGAUAAACAACAAAAGAUUUGUCCCAAGCUGCAUGACUGCUCUUUCUCCUUCCUCCCCAGUCUCCUCCCACGCCCUCAUCUCUGCCUCUGCCCUCCUCUCCCUCGGCCCUGCGGGGCCUGAGGCUUUUACACGAUGAUUCCCGGGGAGCCCCUGCCCUCCUCCUGCCCGGGUGGCUCUCCGUUUGGUUUGUUCCCUCUGUUUGUCAUCUUAUUUGGGGUGCCGGGGGGCUUCCAGCCCUGUCCAGGGACCUGCCCGGGAGGGGGCGCGGCCUGCACCCAGGCAGAAAGCUCGCCUUUGUCUGUGCAUGCAGCCAGCCUGUGGUCCAUGUGCAAAUCCCAGCAGCCUUUGGGGCAGGGACGCUCCGGAGGAUGGGGGGUUGUGGGUGUGGAUGUGGCUCCGGAGGGGGUGGGGGGAUGAAGGAGUCUUAGUCUUGGAAGCUGGCAUUCUUUUCCCACUUGAGGGGCCAACUCAGAAAAGGACGGACUGCGGGGACGGCACUCGGACCCACUGGCUGAUAUUCCAAACCCACCCGAUUGGCUUCCUGACGCCGGUCUGGGUGGGACCGCUUGAUUGGCCACUCUGCAAACCGUACCUGCCCAGACCUGCCGUGUUCCCAACACGAUCGCCAGCUGUUCUGUAAAUACCUGGUGCUAACACCCACCUCCCUCCCGCCGGGCCCGCCCGCCCGCAGGAGGUCCCCUCGCGGGGCCGGGCGGGGAUGGUCGCUUUGUCAUACUGGUCACACUGUCGUUUCCUUAUGCCCCUGAGAACGUCCAGUUUUAUCAAACAGCCAUGCCGGGCUAGCUGAAGGUGGGGGAGGGAAGAUGCACCCCACCACGCUCUCGAAAAAGCACCUGCAAUAAACACACCUGUGGGCCCGCGGCCCCUCCCGCUUCUCCGUGGUGACGGGGCUGCUCCUCACGUGUGUGCGCGCGCUGCCUCUGCCCCUCCCGCCUCCCGCCUCCCGCCCCUGCCUGCCCCCACCCCGCGGAGAGCAUGAUCCGUGACCUUGCUUCUGACUUCGCCCUGGGACAAGUGAGUCAACGUGGGCAGUUCGGUCGUCUGGGUGGUUCUGUUUCGUUCUCCCUUUUCCUGUCCAUUUCUGUGCCCCUGCCCCCGGUCGCGUGGCUUUCUCUGGGACCUGCCAGCUUGGAGAAUCUUGUCGCCCACCCUCUGACACCGCCUCCAGGGACGGGAGGGGGCGGGGCGGAGCGGGAGACCAGGCCAAGGGCUGAGGGAAAGGGCAGGCAGGCGUGAAGCUGUGGACAUUUCUGAGUGGGUUUGGUUUGGUUUUGUUUUUUUAAACCGGGCAAUAUUGUGUUCAGUUCAAGCUGUGAAGAAAAAUAUAUAUCAAUGUUUUCCAAUAAAAUACAGUGACUACCUGA